This is a messenger RNA of Seminavis robusta, 1695 nucleotides long. The record is from the annotation of a GenBank genome assembly. Lineage: Eukaryota; Bacillariophyta; Bacillariophyceae; Naviculales; Naviculaceae.
AUGGGCCCAAGCCGGUGGGACAACAGAGACAGACAAGACAGAGAACCUAGAUACUCAAACGACGAGCCUAGUAGUAGAUACAGCGGAGGAGCUCGUUCUUCAAGAGACAGCCGUGGGAGUCCCGGAAGUGGUGAUAGGUCGGGCCGUGAUGAAGGCGGUGGUAGACGGUCCGAGUCCGGAAGAAAUCAGCGCGGGUAUCGUUCCAUCAAUGGGGCACAAUCCAAACGCCAUAGAGAGUACGAUCGGGACGGCUAUGAUGACGACAAAGACAGAGAUCGACGCUACCGGUCCAACAGUAUGGACGACGCCAGGAGCCGUGACAAGUACUAUGAGAGUGGUGGUGGUGGUGGUGUAGACGAUAGACGGUCCAAGCACGAUGACGACUACUACGGAAGAGGCAGCCAGAGGCGAGAGGAAGGACGUCGCGAUAGCGGAGACGGUCGAUAUGGUCCUGCCGAUGCUCGCGGCAGCAAGCGCCGCUCUUCGAAUGAUCGUAAUGACGGUGCUGAUUGGAAAUGCAGGGAGUGCUCUGUUUGGAACUAUCCGGACGAACGACAGUGUGCUCGAUGCGGCCUGAAGAAAUGGUUGCCGGAAGAUGACGACAACUCUCAUGGCGAUCGUCGUCGACACUCGGAGUCAUCUUCCGAGAGCAGUAUGGACGAGUUUGGUAGAAAAUCCAAAAAGAAAAAGAAAAUAGAGGAAGAAUGGCCUCCGAAUUUUCAGGAUCACAGCGAAGACUUUGUGCUGGACUCCAGAUCUGGCAUGUUCUACGAGAAGAAUUCCGAUUUCUUCUACGAUCCUACCAGCAAGCUCUACUACGGAAACAAAAAGCAAGCAUACUUUUCCUAUGAUGCCGAGAAAGACAAGUUCGUCGCAGUGGACGAAUCUGACAAGCUCCCCCCUUCUGGCUCGAAAGGUGCAACGGAUACAACCGCUGACCAAGACCACCUGAUGCUGGUUCCUCAAGGUGCCAACAACAAAGCUGAUCCAAACAAAAAGAUGAUCGCCAUCAAAAUCAAGACGGUGCUCGCCAGCCCCAAGAAAAAGAAAAAGCGUCUGGAUACCGCAAAACUUGAUGACGAAAAGAAAAAGAUGCCAGCCCCCGGUGACAAUACUGCAGCAACCAUCAAAGUUCAGAAACAGCAUGCUGCAAGUUUGGAACGCUGGUCCGGGCGCCAGGAUGAGAUGGGAAAGGUACGGCUCAACGCAGUCAAGGGCAGGCCCCGGUUCACCAAAGAUGGCAAGCCAAUUUGUUGGCUGUGCAAGCGAAAGUUUGAUGACCUUGGGAAGUUACAGAAGCACGAAGAACUCUCGACAAUGCACAAGGAAAACCUAGCCAAGCAAGAAGAGCAAGGAAAGGAGACCAAGCCAAAGUCUGAUGACAGUGGUCGUUACAUUGAUCGUGCCCAGCAGCGCCGCGAUCUCUACGGCCCUGAACUGGCGGUUCCAGAUGCACAUCCUGUGGAUGCAGACACAAGCAUGCAAGUAGACGACAAUGAGCCACCGGCGGACUCCUCGGAAAACGUUGGCCAGCAAAUGCUUCAGAAGCUAGGUUGGAAAGCUGGGACAAUGUUAGGACGUGGCAGCGACCAGCAAAAGGAGCAGCAGGCUGCCCUGGCGCAGGAUUGGAGCCGGAUCGAAUCUCUUGCCGCCAAAAACAAGAGCCAGCAGCCAGGUCGCCGUAGCCUUCGUUGA